Molecule: messenger RNA, 1814 nt
Organism: Pocillopora verrucosa
Lineage: Eukaryota; Metazoa; Cnidaria; Anthozoa; Scleractinia; Pocilloporidae
Source: RefSeq, a predicted model, not a curated record
GUUAAAACAGCACAAAGAUGGUGGCCCAUUCUAGAAUUCUCCUCUCUAAGUGUUCCCAGUUCUGUAGAGAAGGAGAAUUUAUCGACAUUCGUUUGAAAGUGGGUGAUAAAUUUUUCCCAGCUCACCGAGUUGUACUUGCUUCAUAUAGCGACUAUUUCCACUCCAUAUUUACUGAUGGGAAAGAAGCAAACCAGGAAGUGAUCGAAAUGAAAGACAAAAGCAUUUCACCAGAGAUAUUCAAGAUCGUUAUAGACUCCAUUUACACUGGUGAUCUUCACGUCAACCAGAAGAGCGUAUUUGAGGUUCUUCUCGCUGCUAGUCAGCUUCAAAUCGCAAGUGUUGUUCAGCUGUGUUGCGAUUUCGUAAAGAAGGAAUUCAUAGAAAACAGAAUUGACCCGAAGAGGUACUCCGCGCUGUGUACAAUCGCCGAAAGACUCGGUCUGAGAGAUCUGCAAGAGGCCGCAGAGGUUAAGAUGGCAUCCGUUUACAAAGAUGUUUGCGAAAGUAAAGAAUUCUUGACUCACAUCAAUGCAGAUCAACUACUCAGCCUUCUUGGUCGAAAUGACCUCAAUUCACCCUCUGAAGCUUUUGUCUUCAAAUCAGUGAUGAAGUGGAUCAAAUACAAAGGAGAAGAGAGGAUGCCAGUCGCUGGAAAAGUUAUCGGAGCUGUUCGCCUGGGGCUGGUAGACGCUAAGAUUGUGAUUGAAGAGUUGAAAACAGAAGAAAUGCAGCGAUUUCCAGAGGUAAACAUGCAUCUGCAAGAAUCCAUGAUGCAUCACAUCAUGCCUUCUCAUGAGUUUGCCGCUGAGAAAGUUAAACCUCGAUCAAUGAGACCGGUGCUCGUUGCCAUUCACCCUACGAUCUGUAUUAGGGUACCCAAGACAUCUCAAAACGCAGAGAGCAUCAAGUACGGUGCGUAUAAUCGUAUGUCACCACAGUGUAUAGCUUAUUUCUUUGAUUUCGAAGCGAAGCUAUGGAAACCUUUGCCAUCUGUGGCACAACCAGAUGAAGAAACUAGAGUAAGUUUGUGUGCUGAACGCAUUGGAAACUACUUAUUUGUAGCUCAACGGAUGCAGGACAAAGUUAAUUUCAUACAUCGAUAUGAUGUGGUAAAUAACUCAUGGGUUAAAUUACCAAAAUACGGAAGCAACCACGAAGUUAACUGCUUGUGUUCUGUUGGUGACUAUCUUUACACCAUUAAUGAGUCAAAUCCUCCUCAAAGGUACAGUUUGACAAAUAACAGUUGGCAAGGUGGAGAAGGCUUAAAAAUAGUAGAAAACCAGGAGAAGUUAAGUACUGUAGCAGCAACGGUAAUGAACUCUAAAAUAUAUGUAAUUCAUGGUUAUCAAAAAUGUGAAAGAGAUGGAAGAUACCUCAGUUGGGUCAAUGCACCAGCUGUGGUUCAUUGUUUUGACCCAAAAUAUAAUUUUUGGACAAAACUCGCCUCAACCUGCCAUCCCCGCCGUGGAUCCAGUCUUUUUGUUGUCAAUAACAAACUGUGUGUGGCGGGAGGAUAUAUUCCUAGCUAUUUUGACCCUACGCGUGUAUCUGUGGAAGUGUAUAAUGAACGUACAAACACCUGGUCUGUAGUGCCUCAGAAACAUAUUCCCCCAAACAACUUGGGUGCAGUUGAAAUAGAGGGGACGGUGUAUUUCAUCAUCAACAAAUUUCCAGUUGACAGUGGGAUAAGAAUUCCACCUGAGGAAAUGUAUCAAGUUGACUUAAGUGACUGGGAAAACUUAGCUAAAGUCCUUGAUAGUGGAGCAGUUUUGUGUUACUUGCCAGUCAAGGGAGAAAACUUGAAGGGAACUUAG